CCUCUAAGAGGAGGGCGGGGUGUCGUUCCCUUUCGCUGAUGCAAGAGCCUAGCGCGGUGCUGUGAGAAAUAUCGGUUAGGAGCUACGCUGACUCCGGCGUCUGGAGCCGACCGGCCUGACUUCUCAUCCGUGCCGAACCCGCGCGAACAACAGCCAUGUCUGGGGACGAGAUGAUUUUUGAUCCUACUAUGAGCAAAAAGAAAAAGAAGAAGAAGAAGCCUUUUAUCUUAGAUGAAGAAGGUGAUGCUCAGACAGAAGAAACUCAGCCCUCAGAGACAAAAGAAGUGGAGCCAGAACCAACUGAAGACAAAGAUGUGGAAGCCGAUGAAGAGGACAGUAGGAAAAAAGAUGCUUCUGAUGACUUAGAUGACUUGAACUUCUUUAAUCAAAAGAAAAAGAAGAAAAAAACAAAAAAGAUAUUUGAUAUUGAUGAAGCUGAAGACGGUGUAAAGGAUAUUAAGAUUGACAAUGAUGCUCAAGAGCCAGCUGAGCCAGAGGAUGACCUUGAUAUCAUGCUUGGCAAUAAAAAGAAGAAGAAGAAGAAUGUCAAAUUCCCAGAUGAAGAUGAAAUACUAGAAAAAGAUGAAGCUUUAGAAGAUGAAGACAGCAAAAAAGAUGAUGGCAUUUCAUUCAGUAACCAGACUGGGCCUGCUUGGGCAGGCUCAGAAAGGGACUACACAUACGAGGAGUUGCUGAACCGAGUAUUCAACAUCAUGAGAGAAAAGAAUCCAGACAUGGUUGCUGGAGAGAAGAGGAAAUUUGUUAUGAAACCUCCACAGGUUGUCCGAGUAGGAACCAAGAAAACUUCUUUUGUCAAUUUUACAGAUAUCUGUAAACUAUUACAUCGUCAACCCAAACAUCUCCUUGCAUUUUUAUUGGCAGAAUUGGGUACAAGUGGUUCUAUAGAUGGUAAUAACCAACUUGUAAUCAAAGGAAGAUUCCAACAGAAACAGAUAGAAAAUGUCUUGAGAAGAUAUAUCAAGGAGUACGUCACUUGUCACACAUGCAGAUCACCGGACACAAUCCUACAGAAGGACACCCGACUCUAUUUCUUACAGUGUGAAACUUGUCAUUCUCGAUGCUCUGUUGCCAGUAUCAAAACUGGCUUCCAGGCUGUCACAGGCAAGCGAGCACAGCUCCGUGCCAAAGCUAACUAAUUUGCUAAUCACCAUUGAUUUUUCCAAAAUGUGGUGGAGAGCUGGCUGGACAGGUUACCAUCAGAGUGGAUGUACCAUUGAGUUAAAAACAAGAUAGAAAGCUGCCAAGUUCUUUGGCGAGUGAUUGAUCUGAAAUCCUUGCAAGAUGCCGAUACUGAAGCUGUUGACAUACUCGUUGCCUACUUUAACACCUGUCAGAGCGUGAUGGUAAGGAGGUGCUUUUUAAAAUCGUUCAUAGACUUCUGUAAAGUGCAAGAUAAAUUAAAGUUAUUAUAACAGUAA
Meriones unguiculatus (Mongolian gerbil) is the source of this 1439-nucleotide messenger RNA. RefSeq names its product eukaryotic translation initiation factor 2 subunit beta (gene Eif2s2). Gene Ontology annotation, cellular component: eukaryotic translation initiation factor 2 complex. The coding region runs from base 156 to 1157 and encodes 333 amino acids. Gene Ontology annotation, molecular function: mRNA binding; translation initiation factor activity; translation initiation factor binding. The transcript has 9 exons. Gene Ontology annotation, biological process: formation of cytoplasmic translation initiation complex; formation of translation preinitiation complex; translational initiation. The record is from RefSeq and is a predicted model, not a curated record. Lineage: Eukaryota; Metazoa; Chordata; Mammalia; Rodentia; Muridae.